Schizosaccharomyces osmophilus is the source of this 639-nucleotide messenger RNA. RefSeq names its product UDP-GlcNAc transferase associated protein Alg14 (gene alg14). Gene Ontology annotation, biological process: dolichol-linked oligosaccharide biosynthetic process. NCBI's taxonomy places the organism in Eukaryota, Fungi, Ascomycota, Schizosaccharomycetes, Schizosaccharomycetales, Schizosaccharomycetaceae. The coding region runs from base 1 to 639 and encodes 212 amino acids. The record is from RefSeq and is a predicted model, not a curated record. The transcript is spliced from 2 exons. Gene Ontology annotation, cellular component: UDP-N-acetylglucosamine transferase complex.
AUGUUUAAAACAUUCUUAUUAUUUGGCGUGUCUGCCUUCGCAUCUCUUUUUCUGAUACUCGUAGGAAGAGAGUGGUACUGUUCAUUGAAAAAGAAUGGUCUUAAAAACCCUCAUUUGCUCGUCUAUUUUGGUUCUGGAGGCCAUACGGGAGAAAUGAUGAAUCUGCUUGGAGCAAUUGAAGAUCAACAGUAUCCGAUACGAUCCUAUGUAGUAGGUGCUGACGACAAGAUGAGUUAUACAAAAGCAAAAGCUUUAAUUUCUACUAAAUCUCAUCAUAAAUCUUCCAUUUUCACAAUCCCUCGAGCCCGAUACGUAAAGCAAGCAUGGUUAACGACACCCUUAACAGCUGUGUGGAGCCUUUUAUUUUCAAUUAAAGUGAUUUUUUGGAAUAAAAACGGUAUCCCAGAUGUUAUUCUUUGCAAUGGUCCAGGAACAUGCGUAUUUUUAUGUUUGGAAGGAUACGUAUCCAAGUUUUUUGGGAAGCGCAUUCGGAUAGUUUAUGUGGAAUCGUUUGCAAGAGUAAACAAACUUUCACUAAGCGGGAAAAUACUAUUACCGUUUGUUGAUCGCUUUUUAGUACAAUGGCCAGGCCUUGCACUCAAAUAUAAAGGUGCCGAAUAUGUUGGUGUUGUUGCUUGA